This is a messenger RNA of Pseudopodoces humilis (Tibetan ground-tit), 2826 nucleotides long. RefSeq names its product multiple C2 and transmembrane domain containing 1 (gene MCTP1). Gene Ontology annotation, biological process: regulation of neurotransmitter secretion. The record is from RefSeq and is a predicted model, not a curated record. Gene Ontology annotation, molecular function: calcium ion binding. Gene Ontology annotation, cellular component: synaptic vesicle membrane. NCBI's taxonomy places the organism in Eukaryota, Metazoa, Chordata, Aves, Passeriformes, Paridae.
AUGGAGCCGGGCAAAGAGCCCCCAGUGACCACGGGGGAGAAGCCCAGCGAACCAGAGCCGGCGGUUUCCUUCCAGGCCCGGCUGUGGAAGAACCUGCAGCUGGGGGGCAAGGGCCGGAGCGGCGGCGGGCGGGCAGCAGCCGAGCGCCGCACUGCGGAGCCCCUCGCCCCGCCGCCGGCCGGAGGCAAGGGGGACCCCCAGCCCGGCGGCAAGUGGAGCGGCUUCAAGCGGCGGCGGCAGGUGCUAGACCGCGUCUUUUCUUCCUCCCAGCCCAACCUAUGCUGCUCGGCCGCCGAGCCGCUGGAGCCGACCGGCGAGUCCGGCUCCACCCUGCGCCGCCUGCGGGAGCACCUGCUUCCCCAAGGCAAGGGCCCGCCGCCCGGCCGCCGCCCGGAGCCCGCCGCCGGCUGUGAGGGGCCGGCGGGUGGCAGGGAGGGGCGCCGGCCCGGGGCGCACCUGUCCCACCAGAAGAGCUCCUCGCUGCCCAGUACCGCCUGCCUGGAGCAGCUGCUGCAGGGCUCGCCCGCCGCCGGCAGGAUCCAGGACCAGCGGACGGAGGACGGCGAAAGCAGCGCGAGAACAAGUUCAUUUGGAACUAGUAAUGCAGAUUUCCCACCUGGGGACCCUGGAAUAUACCAGUUGGAUGUUACUCUAAGAAGAGGACAGAAUCUAGCUGCACGAGACCGUGGAGGAACAAGUGAUCCAUAUGUCAAGUUCAAACUUGGAGGAAAAGAAGUAUUUAGAAGUAAAACAGUACACAAGAACCUCAAUCCUGUCUGGGAAGAAAAAGCUAAUAUUCUUAUAGAUAACCUAAGAGAACCAUUGUAUAUAAAGGUAUUUGAUUAUGACUUUGGACUUCAAGAUGACUUCAUUGGUUCGGCAUUUUUGGAUCUCACGUCAUUGGAGUUAAACAGGCAAACAGAUGUUACCUUGAGUCUGAAGGAUACUCAUUACCCCGACCAUGAUCUGGGAAGUAUCUUCCUGUCUGUUCUGUUGGCUCCUGGAGAUCAGCGAGAAGCGACAAUGCUAAUGAGGAAGAGUUGGAAAAGAUCAAGUAAGUUUCAGACCCAGAGCUUACGUCUCUCAGACCUGCACAGAAAAUCUCAGUUAUGGAGAGGGAUUGUUAGUGUUACCCUAAUAGAAGGUCGUGAACUUAAGGCAAUGGAUGCAAAUGGGCUCAGUGAUCCUUACGUGAAGUUUCGUUUGGGGCAUCAGAAGUACAAGAGCAAGAUUGUUCCAAAAACUUUGAAUCCUCAGUGGAGGGAGCAGUUUGACUUUCAUCUCUAUGAAGAACGAGGUGGAAUUAUUGAUAUUACCGUGUGGGACAAAGAUGUUGGCAAAAAGGAUGAUUUCAUUGGCAGGUGCCAGGUUGACCUCUCGACCCUGAGUAAAGAACAAACCCACAAGCUGGAGAUGCCUCUAGAGGAGGGAGAGGGAUACCUGGUGUUGCUGGUCACUCUCACAGCCUCAGCUGCAGUCACUAUCUCUGACCUCUCCAUCAACUCCCUGGAGGACCAGAAGGAGCGAGAGGAGAUACUGAAGAGAUAUAGUCCAAUGAUGAUGUUCCAUAACAUCAGCGAUGUGGGAUUUCUUCAAGUGAAGGUUAUCAGGGCAGAAGCAUUGAUGGCAGCUGAUGUUACAGGUAAAAGUGACCCAUUUUGUGUAGUUGAAUUGAACAAUGACAGACUUCUGACACAUACAGUCUACAGGAACCUCAAUCCAGAAUGGAACAAAAUCUUCACAUUCAAUAUAAAGGACAUCCACUCAGUGCUUGAAGUGACAGUUUACGACGAGGACCGCGAUCGAAGUGCUGACUUUCUAGGCAAAGUUGCUAUACCAUUGCUGUCUAUUCAAAAUGGUGAACAGAAAGCCUACGUCUUGAAAAACAAGCAGCUGACAGGGCCAACAAAGGGGGUCAUCUAUCUUGAAAUAGAUGUGAUUUUUAAUGCUGUGAAAGCCAGCAUACGAACCUUAAUGCCCAAAGAACAGAAGUACAUUGAAGAGGAAGACAGACUGUCUAAACAGCUACUGUUAAGGAACUUCAUCCGGAUGAAGCAUUGUGUCAUGGCCGUCGUUACUGCUGUCUGCUAUAUUAGCAGUUGUUUUGACUGGGAUUCUCCACCAAGAAGUCUAGCUGCUUUUUUGCUUUUUCUUUUUGUGGUCUGGAACUUUGAGCUCUACAUGAUACCACUGGCUUUGUUGUUGCUGCUGGCAUGGAACUACUUCUUGAUCGUAUCAGGAAAAGAUAACAGGCAACAUGAUACAGUAGUGGAGGACAUGCUAGAGGACGAGGAAGAAGAGGAUGAUAGAGAUGACAAGGACAGUGAAAAGAAAGGAUUUAUUAAUAGGCUUUAUGCCAUCCAGGAGGUGUGUGUCACUGUCCAGAAUAUCCUAGAUGAAAUUGCUUCUUUCGGUGAAAGGAUCAAGAAUACAUUCAACUGGACUGUCCCAUUCCUGAGCUGGCUGGCAAUUGUUGCCCUCUCUGUGUUCACAGUCAUCUUGUAUUUCAUUCCACUGAGAUACAUUGUCCUUGUCUGGGGCAUCAAUAAAUUUACAAAGAAGAUUCGAAAUCCAUAUGCAAUUGAUAACAACGAGCUACUUGACUUUCUGUCCAGAGUCCCUUCUGAUGUGCAAGUGAUGCAAUACCAUGAACUGAAACAAGAUUCUACUCACAGCCCAAGCAAGAGAAAGAAAAAUAAUCCUGCCUAGCCAACUUCAUGUGUUGAGGAGACCAGCAUCUGCCAGGGGAAGAUAAAAGAGCAAGCCUAAAAAGCAUUUCCUUUCUCUAAGCUUUUUAUUUAUCUUGCCUUUUUAUCUAGUGCAGAG